GACAGAGAGAUUCAUAUUCAUUGAUUUUAUUCAUUUUACAUUUAGUCUGGCGAUAACCUUCAACGUGCUUAGACCCAUUCCGAUUGUCAGGGUUUGUUUAGUAGUUUUGUUUGUAUUAUUUUUGUUCAACAUUGCGUCAUUAAUUUUUGGUAGGAAGAAAUGACUACCUUAAAAAACAUGACAGCUUGCUGGUUUCGCGCAGUGCCAACAAUAAAUCUUAAAUUGCAACAAAAUUGCAAGUUUUUCAGUGUUCAAACUGUCAUUAACCCUUUACCUAAGAAAACAACUUUUGCUGAGACAGUAAUUAAAUCACAACCUGUUGCUGAAAAUAAAGAUGUGAUCAAAAAGAAAUCAACAAAUCCACUGACAGAUUCAUUUGGGCGCCACCAUACGUAUUUGAGAAUUUCAUUGACAGAACGUUGUAAUUUACGAUGUAAAUACUGCAUGCCUGCUGAUGGUGUUCCUCUAAGUCCAAAGUCCCAUCUCUUGACAAUAGAUGAAAUUUAUUAUUUGGCCAAAAUAUUUGUCGAACAAGGAAUUCGAAAAAUUCGACUCACUGGUGGAGAACCAACCAUCCGUCGUGACAUUGUCACAAUAAUUGAAAAACUUAAACAAAUUCCAGGCUUGGAGAAUGUUGGUAUAACAACAAAUGGUCUUGUUUUAACCAGGCUGUUAGUACCAAUGCAACGUGCUGGCUUAGAUGCAAUAAACGUUAGUUUAGACACUUUAAAACCACACAAAUUCGAAGAAAUAACACGCCGCAAGGGAUGGGAGCGAGUUAUAGCUGGACUUGAUUUGGCUAUUCAACUCGGUUACAAACCAAAGAUCAAUUGUGUCCUUAUGAAGAAUUUUAACGAGGAUGAGAUUUGUGAUUUUGUUGAAUUUACCAAAGACCGAAAUGUUGAUGUUCGUUUUAUUGAGUAUAUGCCAUUUAGUGGUAAUAAAUGGCAGACUGAUCGGUUAAUGUCUUUUAAAGAAACUCUUGAUGUGAUAAGAAAACAGUUUCCAAACUUUGAGCCAUUAGAAAAUGGACCAAAUGACACAUCAAAAGCUUUUACAGUACCAGGCUAUAAAGGACAAGUGGGUUUUAUAACUUCGAUGACUGAACAUUUUUGUGGAACAUGUAAUCGAUUGAGACUAACUGCUGAUGGAAAUAUCAAAGUUUGCCUUUUUGGCAAUAAGGAAUUUUCACUGAGAGAUGCAAUCAGAAAUAAUUGCUCGGAAGAGGAUUUGAUUGAACUUAUAUCGACUGCAGUGCAAAGGAAGAAGAAAAGACAUGCUGGCAUGCUGAAUUUAUCUCAAAUGGAAAAUCGUCCUAUGAUACUUAUCGGCGGAUAGUAUUUUAUGUUUUUCUGAUCAUUAUUUCAACUGUAGACAAUGUAUGUAGAUAAUAUGUACAUAAUUUUAUCAUUUAAGACUAUCAACAUUCAGCACAAUAUGACAAAUGGAUGGGCAAUAAUAACAAUCUUUCUAAAAUGCAGCUUAACUUACUACUAACCCAAACAUCUUCGUCUACAAAACUUUUUCAAAGGAAUUUUUGCCAACUGACUCAUGU
Molecule: messenger RNA, 1555 nt
Organism: Eupeodes corollae
Lineage: Eukaryota; Metazoa; Arthropoda; Insecta; Diptera; Syrphidae
Product: molybdenum cofactor biosynthesis protein 1-like
Exons: 8
Coding region: 160-1338 (392 amino acids)
Biological process (GO): Mo-molybdopterin cofactor biosynthetic process
Molecular function (GO): 4 iron, 4 sulfur cluster binding; metal ion binding; cyclic pyranopterin monophosphate synthase activity
Source: RefSeq, a predicted model, not a curated record